AUGAAGGCCCAUUCCCUUGCAACUCUUCUCCUCUCCCUCUCUGGCUCCUUCGCAGCAGCCUGGAACGUCACCGCAUACAGCAACACCGACUGCACCGGCUACCUGACCUCCAUCGCGGGCGAACAGAACUGGGGCUGCUACUGGCUCACCGGUGUCACUGAGCCUAUUCAGGCGAUGAGCGUCGAGGAUCUUCCCGAUGGGUGGAGGUUCAUUGCGUCAAGUGGCACUGCCUGCGAUACCUUUCACCAGGCCGGUGGAAACGGAUGUUACACCCAGGGCCAGGGAUUUCGGUCGUUUGAGAUUAUUGGGUCGAGCAGCUGA
Messenger RNA from Aspergillus udagawae, 321 nucleotides. RefSeq lists its product as uncharacterized. The transcript has a single exon. The coding region runs from base 1 to 321 and encodes 106 amino acids. NCBI's taxonomy places the organism in Eukaryota, Fungi, Ascomycota, Eurotiomycetes, Eurotiales, Aspergillaceae. The record is from RefSeq and is a predicted model, not a curated record.